Trichosporon asahii var. asahii CBS 2479 is the source of this 1881-nucleotide messenger RNA. RefSeq lists its product as uncharacterized. The transcript has 2 exons. Bases 1 to 1881 code for a protein of 626 amino acids. Lineage: Eukaryota; Fungi; Basidiomycota; Tremellomycetes; Trichosporonales; Trichosporonaceae. The record is from RefSeq and is a predicted model, not a curated record.
AUGCAGACGUACCCCGACGAGCCGCGCACUCCCCAGGCGCAAACGCAGACACACCCACCGCCCAACGCCCUUCCCCCAGCCUUCGGCAACUCCGGCAAUGCCCCCGGCGCACCGGGCACUCCGGUCCGCUUCGCGGCGACGACUGGCGCAUUCAACCUCACCGUCUCAACAGCCGCGACCCCGCCACCGCGCGAUCUCCAGCCCGGCGCCGUCAGUCCGACUGCGGCCGUGACGCCGCCCAGCAACGGAACAGUCACGACUCACAAGUUGCGACGCCCAUCUCUCCUCUCCCUUGUCCCGAGCACGAGUGAGGGCGGGCCAGAUUCCGGUGUCUCACCGGCUCCAUCAGCGCACCUCAAACCCGGUUCGACAGCGCCAUCGCAAGCCACGUCGUCAACUGCAUCGGGUUUAGCUGCCCCCGUUCCCACAUUCGCGUCCUCGAACGGACCACGCUGGGGCCUGACCGCCUUCUCUGCGCCUGCUCGCGUCGGCUCCGCUCCCCCAAUACCCAUCGAGGGCUUAACGACUAGCACGUCGCCGAUCCCAAGCCGAAGCGAGAACGGCACAUCCCCCAUGGUCGAGGAGAAGUGGCAGCUGCGCCGUUCAAGUGGCGAUGGCAGCGGACAAGGGCUCGGCCGCGCGCCGUUCCAUGGCCGCCCUAUCCCUGGAUCUCUGCUCGCUACGCUGAUUUCCGAGUCCUCGCCGCUCGAGCACGAGAUGCGCUCAGAAGCCAGACUGCAGCGGUUCAUCUCCUCGCAUCCCUCGGCCAUCCCGCUGACACUGACACCACGGCAAAGGCGAAUGUCACGGAUGACGCGAGGCCGAUUUCCAGAGUCAGUGGACGAUGACGACGACGACGGGCCGGCACCACUGGGUGCGAGGUGGAGGGACGACAGCGACACGGACAGUGAUGAGAUGAUGGACGAGGAGUGGCCAGCUGCUCCGAGCGGGAGUGCGGUCAACUCUGCCUUUGCUAGCAUCAUGGACAUUGACCGGCCCGGGAGCAACGGGUCUUGGCCGCGCAGCGACAGCGGCAAGAGCACGCCGAGCACGAAUGCAGCGAGCUCAGGGCAAAAGGGCACCCCGCAAGCGAAUCGCCUCGAGCCCGGUUGGAAGGGGAGCCGGCUGGGCCAGUCGCCUGGUGCCAGCACGCUGAUCACGAGUUUCGGCAACGUCGGUUUUGCGGCUGCGAGCAGUGGUGCCAGUGGGGCUGCGAGCGGAGCGUCUGGGGCCAGUGGAAGGGAUACACCCCUCGGCAGUCCGACCGUGGAGAAGAGCGAGCUCGCGAGCGUCGGCAGCCCCAACGUCAACUCGCCGGGUAUGAUGCAGUACCGCGACCCCGUCGCGCGCGCGGGCAAGCGGAAGGACCGGUUCGAUCCGUACAAGCGACCGCGCGCCUCGUCGCCAUCGCCGUUCCAGGCGUUAUCUCCCUCAAAAUCGACCGGCGUGGCGCCCGUGCCGAUCCCGAGUUCGCCCUCUCAUGCCCCCCUCGUAGCAAGCAGUCUGGCAACGAGCUCCCCCGGAUACUUGUCUCUGGGCCAAUCCCGCGUCAAGCCGCCCCACCACCCAUACACGCGCCCUAUGGCGAGCCGGUCGCGCGCCGCCUCCCCCGCCCUCAGCAUCGGGAGCACGUCGGGCGUGCUCUCCUCCUCGCUGAAUGGGAAUCGCACGCUCGGCGGCGCAUUCAUCCCCACCGGCCCUGGGGCCAGUGCGGCCGUGAGCGCGGCGCAGAGCCAGGGCGCGGCGCCGGGCAGCCUGGGGAGCCUGGGGUUGCUCAGUCUGCAAGGGGAGCAUGGGGAUCAGCAGGAGAUGCUGAGGGAUGAGAUGGAGGUUAGGCGGGAUAGUGGCGCGACGGCGUCGGAUGCGAUGGAGGAGGACUAG